UUCACAAGGAUGUAAUGAAAGGAAAGUUAUUUCAGAAGUGUACACAUCUUUUGUACUGCAGUGUACUGUCUCUGGACGGUAAUGUAAACACAAGACGGUGUCAAAGCCUGGCAUGGGAUCCAAAUUUCACAUAAAUAAUCAAUGAAAUAUUCUGGUCAUAGUUAUGCUGACGGUGGAUAAUUUUUCCUGGAAUGAAUCUUCCCUCCCUUUCAUCUCCCUUCCCUCCCCUCCACCUCCCCAUCCUUAUCUUUCUUCUCCUCCUCCACCAACAUGUUCUCGAGGUGGGAGGACACGCGAGGCUGAUGGAUCCUCCGUCCAGAGCCUCAAUGUGGAGACUGGGAUAUGAUAAUCCGGCAGAUUUCAACGAUCAUCAGGGUUACUGUGGAGGAUUUAAGCAUCAGUGGGGUCGGUUGGGAGGAAGGUGCGGGAUAUGCGGAGAUCCGGCAGAUUCAUGGCCUAGGCAUCAUGAGGCCCCUGGUGGUAGGUUUGCGAACGGUUUGAUUACCAGGAAUUAUUCUCCGGGAGAAGAUAUCACAGUAAAGGUUGAUGUAACAGCAAACCAUAAAGGUUACUUUACCUUCAAACUCUGCUCUAACAAUAACACUCUACAGGAUCCCAGACAAGACUGCUUUGACAGAACCAUUCUCCAGGUGGUUCCUAGCGGAGAGAAGAGGUACUACUUGACAACCUUUAAUACUGGAGUAUUCACGCUUAAACUUCGGUUACCUUCAGACACGUGGUGCACACAGUGUAUACUACAGUGGACAUAUACGGCUGGGAAUAACUGGGGUAACUGUGACGAGGGUGGGACGGGGCUCGGCUGUGGUCCACAAGAAACCUUCCGAGCCUGCUCAGAUAUAUCUAUACUUGGUCAGGCUCGUCUUAACCAACCCUUCCAGCUCAACCCUCUCAAGACGAUCACCACCGAGUCACGGGCUCCAGACGUUCUUGUUGAUGAUCUAUUCAAACUCAACUCAACCCAAUCCUCGGAGAACGCUAUCGGAGAUGAGAGCUCCGGGUCUAGGAAACCUAUUCCGUUUCUUAUCAGGAACACAACAGCUCUGGGUAUGCCCAUAUCGAUUGGUUCUCUCCGAGCGGUUGAAACUCCAUCAAUUCCGUCCUCGUUCAACACAUUCCUACAUAGGCUCCCACCUCCACAGAGGUUCGUGUUCGAGGCUCGUCAGGUACUACCUGGAGAUGUGGUUGAUCCUUAUGAAUAUUUACGUUCUCUCUUCCGUGGAGAAGAUGUUCUUUCGACUAAAGAGAUGCCAACCUUUGCAGUACCUAGAGUCUCAGAUUCAACCAGAGAAACUUUCGGAGUUCAUAAACACGGGGGGACAUCCUACACCACCAGGAGUCCUCAAGGAUUUAAUCCUUGGUUGAAAACGAGUCAAGAAAAAUCAACCCGUCCCACGGCCCCUGCUUCAUUAAUAAACCGUCCUACAACUCCCUCAUCAUUCUUCGGUAGUAUAGGACACUCCAGUAAAGGAGAAGACGAAAAUAUCAUAAAACAACCUUUACCCGUUGGUAUGCUUGGAACACCUGUUCCAGACUUUUUACAUUUCCUUGCAAACCCUGCUAGCAAUCCGUCUUCUAGUCAUGAUAACCUGGCAGUGUUACAAACAGCUGGAAGAAGUGUAAUUAAGCAGAUUGAUCAGGAUAAUUAUCAAACUAGGUUUGUAGAAACCAAGACGUUGUACACUACAAGGGCUCCGAGCUUUACUCCGCUACCAGCUGUCCCUGAUAACUUGAUGCCUGGAAUAGAUCUAGAUCCAAUCCAGAGUUCUCCGUCCUUCUCCUUCCAACCUGCAGUUCCCGUUAACUCUAGGAUACCCAAGUUUGAAACAAACAUUGAUCCUGAUGAGAGAGAAAACAGGUUCACUAGUUUCACAAGUUCUCAAGACUUAAGCUUUGACCGUGACAAGGAAGAAGCUUUAAGGGUAUUUCGUGAAAAACUCAUAGUCGGAAGAAAUUCAGCAGUUAUGACUGAAAAUAAUGAUCUUGAUCAAUCCGAAGCUCUUAGGAAAUUACGCGAAAAGCUUAUUGCCGGGAGAAAUCUGGCAACUACAGCUGUAAAUAGUGAUCUUGAUCAAUCUGAAGCUCUCAGAAAACUACGUGAAAAACUGAUAGCUGACGGAAAUUCAGUUACAGCAACAGAGCAGGAACAAAAUGAUUCUGAAACACUGAAAAAUCUACGCCAAAAACUCUUGGCUGGCGGAACUCCUGCAAUUCCAUUGGAAGAAACUAUGGUUGAUCAAUCGGAAGCAUUGAGAACUUUGCGUGAAAAAUUAUUGGCUGGCGCCACACCUGCGACCUUUCCGGUGGAACAUCCAACCUUAUCUCCGUCCAGAGAAUCCUUGAUAAAUGCUGAAACUGAAAGAGGGGGUAUACUGUCUGUGGAGAAAAGUAAUUUUGGCCAGCUCUCCGUAACCCCGACGGAGCAACCGAGAUCUAUUUUUACAACCGUAAGAUCUCCAACUCAGCGUGCCAAGGUAUUGAAUAUUCUUCAACAAUUACUUAUUUCAAGACAAACUACUACUAUGACAACAACAACAUCACCGCCAACAACAACUACAGAACCAACAACGGCAGCAAGGCCACCUAGCUUGAGGUUUGAAGAAUUUAACCUUCCUUCGAUUCGAAUGAUUCCGGUGGAUUUAACCCCUCCUCCUCUACCCCCGAACGUGACUCCCGGUACCCCCAUUCAUCCUCAUUCUCCGUUCCCGUUUAUAGAACCUCCACAAAGAGAUCUGAUUAGUUCAAACCUCUUCUUACCUGACAGGUUAGAGAUGGUUACCCCGUCCUCAACUCUUUAUCCAACAUCUCCCUUUCAUAAGAUUGAAGCUCCGAAGCUGAAUCUGGAGUUUCAGGAUCCGUCCCUGCAAUUCUUCCCAACUCCAGGAGGAAGUCCAGACUUUUUAAACGGAGUUUUAUCCGAUCCAGGCUCAUUGGAUGUUCCACGGAGAGCUGAUCACCCUACACAAGAACCAAGAGGAGGAAAAGAACUGAUAAACCACAACGAUUCUAAAUAUUUCACUCCACGACCAGGACUGGAAGCUCCACCUUCUAUUUAUCCUGUUCCUAGAACAAGAAUGAUUGCUCCGAAGUCCCAACAAACCGCUCUGUUUCGGAGAUUAAGCAUAGAUGGACCAACAGAGAGCAGUCUUACUCCACUUGAAAUAUUGGCUAAGGAGACGGUUCCUAAGUUUAAACCGGAUACCAGCUUCUUUGGUACACCUAGAGCUGUAGCUGAAGAGAACCAAACCCCGUUAGAGUCCAUCCUAUCAGAUUUGAAGGGUUCCAAUACUGACUAUAUAUUCAAGGAUACGGAUCCGGUUCAGAGAACCCGAUAUCAGAGACAGUUUCCAAACAAUCCACCAGCUCUCACUUUUCAAAAUAAUUUACCAAAAACUCAAACAGAGAUAAAUCCAUCCCAUGAAGAUAAACCUAAAAGUCCAAUAAAUACGCACCUCAGCCAGUAUGAUGAACUACCCGGAGUUAAGACUGGAACCACAGCAGUAGGUCUGGUAGAACAUAGAGAUGGAAACCAACCUCUGUUUCAUGUUCCUAUCUUUACAACUCCUAUUCCAAAGAACGGCAAGUUUAUAAAUCUAAACUCUAACCCCCUGACACGGAUUCAGAAAGCAGUAGAAAACUUCCAAUCCAACCUACCUUCUCCAAUAGAGGGAUUUAACGCAGUCAAGAACGCAAUAUCCAACUCUCUAGGUCUACCCUCUAUUCCAGUUCAAGGUGGUACCAGAGCCUCAGCCAUAGUUUCAAACUUUAAAGAGGUCCCACGUCCUCAUCCCACUCAGAGAAGUGUUAUAGGUCGUCCCCUAGAUACGUUCCCUCGGUACACCAAGAUGUCAAACUAUGUUAACAGUUCAAGUCCGGAUAAUAUUCCGGUCCUAGUUCUAUAUAUUUCUACCUUUAUAUUGGGCAUUAUUUAAACCAUUAUGAUAACUUAAACAUACAGUGAUAGCCAGAAAACUCUGAAAUAGGAAGACGACUUUUAGACUCGAGUUCUGACUUUAAAUAGUCCAAGGAUCAUGAAACACCGUAAUUGUGCAAUGUAGACAGAUCCAUUUCACAUACUUAGUAAUAAGUGUCUAAUAAAACUAUUGGCUUUGUAACAACACAACUUCUUAUAAAUAUAACUAUAAAGCCGUCCUCCUAUUUUGGAGAUUUCACUGUACUUACAUAAAUUCUAUUUCAAACUGCAAUAACUAUAUAAAUGCAAAAUCUAAAUCAAAACUGUUAAGUUUGCUUUAUAAAAUACUCUCAAUAGCUCACUCGUAAACUCUGUUAAAUGUUCAAUGUUACAU
This is a messenger RNA of Eurytemora carolleeae, 4325 nucleotides long. RefSeq lists its product as uncharacterized. NCBI's taxonomy places the organism in Eukaryota, Metazoa, Arthropoda, Copepoda, Calanoida, Temoridae. The record is from RefSeq and is a predicted model, not a curated record. The transcript is spliced from 7 exons. The coding region runs from base 192 to 3950 and encodes 1252 amino acids.